GCCAAAGCAUUUUGGCAUUGUAAAAAAAAUGUUGAGAUGAAAACAAACCCUUUUUCUCCGUUUAAACUUUCCUCGGUGCGCCUUGCCGUCCAAAAUCAGUAGGCUAUCCCAUGUGCCCCUACUUUUGUCUUCCCAAGUUUAUCCUCCGCCCAUCAGCAUACGUCUCUUUCUCUCCCUCUCUCUCUCUUGUCUCUUUUUGUCAAUAAAACUCCCGUGUCUUUCCGGUACCCCUCUCUCUCACCGUUCAUCUGGCAGGGCAUAUAGUCUGAUCUCUCCCGUCUUGAAUUCAAUAAAGGACGACAACUUUAUCCAGAAACAUGUUGUGGAAAUCACGGACCAAGACAGAACCUUACUGCCUACAGGACCGUGCGGACGGACUGUCCAGCUCCUCUUCGAGCGGGCGACUCUCGCAGCUCUCUUCGCUGAACCAGGCAGCGUAUUCCUCGGCUCCCCCUCUCUGCCACACUCCGGCGUCUGACUUCCAGCCCCCCUACUUUCCACCUCCAUACCCCCAGUCCUCACUGUCUUAUUCCCAGAGUCAAGACACUGGAUACCCACAUUUACCGGACCCCUAUCAGUCCAUCAACUCCCUUCAUCAGCACCAGCAGGCAGCGUGGCACUCCCAGCGCUCGCGCUCAGAGGACGCGGGGCUUCUGUCGCAGUCACACCGCGCUCUGAGCUUAGAUCCGCGGCGGGAGUAUCCGGGCGUUCCGCGGCUGCUCCAUCAUGGACUGGGUGAAGGAGCAGCGGCGCUCGGUGAAGGUCCUCUGGGAAUGCAUGCAGUGGGUCAUCACGGUCUGGAUGACAUUCAGGGUAUGGAGGAGGCAUCUGCUUUGGGGAUCCUGGACCAUUCUGUUAUCAAGAAAGUUCCAGUCCCAUCAAAGCUAAAUGGCUCAGCGGUCUCUGCCUUGUCCCUCACUAAAGAAGGCCUGGGUUUGGGAUGUGUGUCCAACCCUGCAGAGGUUUUCUGCUCUGUCCCGGGCCGCUUGUCGCUCCUCAGCUCCACCUCUAAGUACAAGGUCACAGUUGGAGAAGUCCAGAGACGCCUGGCUCCACCUGAGUGCCUCAACGCCUCACUGCUGGGAGGAGUCCUGCGCAGAGCCAAGUCCAAAAACGGGGGCCGCUGUCUGCGAGAACGUCUGGAGAAGAUCGGCCUCAACCUGCCUGCCGGUCGACGAAAGGCAGCCAACGUCACACUCCUCACAGCGCUGGUGGAAGGUGAGGCGGUUCACCUCGCACGGGACUUCGGGUAUGUGUGCGAGACCGAGUUCCCUGCCCGGGCCACAGCUGAGUAUCUGUGCAGACAAAGUGACCCAGAUCAGCUGCCCACACGACGCAGUAUGCUGCAUGCCACCAAGGAGAUUUGCAAGGAGUUUAUGGACCUGAUGUCGCAGGACAGGUCGCCGUUGGGUGCCAGUCGCCCCACACCCUGCCUGGAGCCCGGGGUGCAAAGCAGCCUGACCCACUUCAGCCUCCUCACCCACGGUUUCGGCACACCCGCCAUCUGUGCCGCCCUGUCGGCCUUCCAGAGUUACUUGCUAGAGGCCCUAAAACUGCUGGAUAAAGGAGAGGGAGGAGGAAAAAGCCACCACGACAAGGAACUCAAGCACCGCAAAUGAACAAUCGGGAGAGAGACACUACCUCCCUCACUUUUAGGAGUGUAUGAGUGUAUUUAUGUGUACGAAUGUGUGUUCACCCCACCGUUUCACGCCUGUACGAACCGAUUGCAUUCGUCUCUGAUGAAAUCCAAGAUCUCCAGAGAAAGAGGAAAUGCCACGAUGCUUUGCGCUGCAUGCGGACCACAAACUCCCAAUGGAUCCCCAUGACUGACUUGUACGGGGCCCUACAUGGUGCUCUCUGGAGAUCGGGCCCCUGAACCAAAUUCAAAAGAUGGCAGAGACAAUUAAGGAUGGGGGCGUAAAAGUAAAUAGCCACUGACAAACAAAUUUCAUUGUGAAAUGUCAUUUUGUACUUCAUGUUGUAUGUUUAUUAUCAAUGUUACCGUUAUUCUUAUUGCCGUAUUGCAAUGUAAAUGUAAUAUAUUAUUAAACCAACAACUGAAUUCAACCGCUUGAUGCUGAGAAUGACUUCCUGAUGAACCCCCCACCACUUUUUAUUUAUUUUUUUAUACACAACUAGCAGGUUUUUGCUUUGCAUAAAUGGACUUGUUGGCAUAGUAGAAAUCUUGGCGUGAUUACAAAAUUAGUGUGAUACAAAUUGAACACCCAGGGGGAUGUUUGAAAUUUCUAGCCCCAUUUGCUAAAGGCAGGGUGACAUUAACCCAAUCCGAAACCUCAAUGUGACACAGUGGCAAAUCCGGCAGAAUUACCUUUGAGAUAAAACAGUCCUGACCACUAACCCCCGGGGGCUCGGCAAUCACUACAGUCGGCGAACGCAGCUAAACAGUUGCUAGGCUCUUCUCUUCCACCGCUUCUGUCUCCUCUCACCCCAUCUGUCACUCUACCUUUCUUCAUCUGCUCAGGGGCAUCCAUCUCCAUACCUGCCCCCCUGCCGGCUCUCACUCACACGAGCGCACACAUAUACCCAUCCUGAGUGUCAAUCCCCCGCUUCCCCCUCGCCGUGACCCCCUCCCUCCCCUCAUCUCUCUUGUCUCUCUGACACUCAGCAGGGCUGCUCUGCAUUUCGCUCUGCCUGCAGGCGAACAUAUGCUGCUCGUCCCUUUAGAUUCCGGUGUGUUCAGGAGAGAGGGACUGUUUAAUGUUUAUUAAUCACCUGUCUGUGGAGGAGAGAGAGGGGAAGGAGACACACUCGUCUGAGUGCAAAAACACUUGUGUACAAAGCAGUGAGGAAACAAGUACACAUCCAAAGAUAGCAUAAGUGCACGCCGCUCCUUAUUUCUCCUCUACUUCUGUACUCCGCAGUACGACGCAAAUAGAUCCAACAAACUU
Carassius auratus (goldfish) is the source of this 2909-nucleotide messenger RNA. Its product is annotated as transcription factor AP-2-epsilon-like. Gene Ontology annotation, biological process: regulation of transcription by RNA polymerase II; regulation of cell population proliferation; anatomical structure development. The record is from RefSeq and is a predicted model, not a curated record. The coding region runs from base 318 to 1619 and encodes 433 amino acids. The transcript is spliced from 7 exons. Gene Ontology annotation, molecular function: RNA polymerase II transcription regulatory region sequence-specific DNA binding; DNA-binding transcription factor activity, RNA polymerase II-specific. NCBI's taxonomy places the organism in Eukaryota, Metazoa, Chordata, Actinopteri, Cypriniformes, Cyprinidae. Gene Ontology annotation, cellular component: nucleus.